AUGUCUAAUAUUCAGCGUAGUAACGGUCGCCCAGAGCCCGAAGUCAUAGUCAAUUUUGCAGAUGGCUUCGCGUACUCCAAAGGCAAGAUGGAGGAGGCAAUCCGGACUGGCUUCUUAGAAAAACCCGCACCCAAGACUGCCAAGGAAUCUGCCACGUCCGUGAAACGGGAACACGUCGAUUUGCUUAUAGAGGAACUGGAGAUACCACGAGCUCAGGCUGAGAAGCUCAUUAUACAGCAUAACCUUGAUAUCACUAAGGCUAUCGAAGCGUGGAUCACACCAUAA
This is a messenger RNA of Postia placenta MAD-698-R-SB12, 285 nucleotides long. RefSeq lists its product as hypothetical. The transcript has 3 exons. Bases 1 to 285 code for a protein of 94 amino acids. The record is from RefSeq and is a predicted model, not a curated record. NCBI's taxonomy places the organism in Eukaryota, Fungi, Basidiomycota, Agaricomycetes, Polyporales, Adustoporiaceae.